UUUUCUUUGCUUUUCUUUGUUACUUUUUCUUUUUUACUUUUUUUUUGUUGUUGUUCUCUUUUUCAGUUAACCAAAGUUUGGUCACUCAUUUUGUCUUUACUUUUCGAUUUUCUAAUAAAUUUUAAUUAUAAAAUUCAGCCUAGAUCUGUCAAUCACUCAUCCCCAGUCCUCCGUUCAUUUUAGCUGGGAAAUUUGCAUGCUUUCUUUCUUUCUUGUAUUAUUUUGUUUGUCCGUUCUGUCUUUCCGUUCUUUUAACACUGAUCGGUUAUCAUCUUUUCAGACUCAAGUAACAUUUUACUUUGUGGGCGAUUCAAGUGCAUAGUAGACUAAUGUUCAACUAUAAAUGUAUGUCACGGAUAAAUUCGCUAUCCAGUGGAUAAGUGUUAAGACUGUUAUCAAAACCGCCGCUUCGGUAGUGAUUUAUCCGGUAAAUUCCGUUAUCCACCUUUCGAACAACCCAGGCCUGGAUUAUAAACUUUAGCUUCACGACAGUUGACUGUAUUUAAGCGCAUCUUAAGUGUCGAAAUACAAUGAAGCUCACUCAAACUUGACGUUCCAGGUGUGUUGAUCAAGAACUCAUGGUCAGGCGUGACAUGACAUUUAGUUAAAGCUGACGUGUUCAAUCAGUACGGUUGCUUCUUCGAAAUGUAUAUUGCAUUGUAAUCACUAUACAGAGUCCAAAAAGGUGAUACCUAACGACAAAACAGGUGCAUAGCUUGUGGCCAAACAAAAAUUUAUCAAUACUAUAGAAAUAAAAUGUCCACGAGAAAAAACACUCUUCUUUUGUCCGAUCUGAUAGACUGGUACAUGCACCAAAUCGAGGUUGCGUGACCAUUGCAAGGACAAUGAAGUGAGAAUUCGAAAAUGGCGACAGCUAGAGGCACUAUUCUUGCAUUUGCCCUGGGAGUCUCCUUUGGAGUUUUGAUCGUCACUGUGCUAAACCACUUCAAUCAGGAGGAAACUAUUCACAAAUUUUUCGUUCCGGAAGAGAACCAUGACGCUGCCUUGGACGAUAUCACGCGUAAACUUAUUCACAGGGACAGUAAUAAGUUUAAAGUCGAGUCACCUGUAGAUUUUGAUGCCGAUAUGAAAGACCAUCACCACCAUCUUUCUUUGAACAAAGAGGCUGAAGAGGAACAGAAAAGAAUACGGAUUUUAUGCUGGGUAAUGACAAGUCCUAAAACGUUGCCCAUCAAAGGCAAACCGGUGAAGGAAACUUGGGGAAAACGGUGCACCCUUCUUUUGUUCAUGAGCUCUCAAGCGGACCCAAGCUUUCCUGCGAUUGGACUUGAUGUUAAAGAAGGUCGUGAAAACUUGUGGUCAAAAACCCGUGCAGCUUGGGAUUACAUUUACGAUCACCACCUUGACGACGCGGACUGGUUUAUUAAAGCAGACGAUGAUACCUUUGUGGUCAUUGAAAAUCUUCGCCAUCUGGUCUCAAAGCUAAACCCUGAAGAACCUCACUACCUGGGGAGGCAUUUCAAGCCUUUUGGGGGGUACAACAGCGGAGGGGCAGGCUAUGUGUUCAGUCGAGAAUCAGUUCGAAGAUUUAAGAAAGCACUGGGGGAUACUACUCUCUGCAAAACAGAAAGUUUUGCGGAGGAUGUAGAAGUUGGAAAAUGUCUGCAUGCAAUGGGCGUCAAACCUGAUUACACCAGGGAUUCCAGCGGAAGGGAAACAUUCAUGCCGCUUCCCCCGGAACAUCAUCUUAUUCCCGGAUAUCUUCCCAAGGAUUUCUGGCUUUGGUCAUAUGACAAAAAUCCUUAUAAAGAUGGACCCGAGUGCUGUUCUGAUCAUGCCGUGACAUUCCAUUAUAUCAACCCAAAUAACAUGUAUGUGUUAGAGUAUUUGGUGUAUCAUCUUAGGCCUUAUGGAAUGGUUCACGAUGAUCACUCUUCUGUUGAAAAUUCUGGAGAAAACAAACAUAGUGAACAACAUGGGACAAGAUAGACUGACGAGAUAGCUGGCUUGCUAACCACAGAUACUUUUGGACUACAGAGGGCAACCUUUGUCCCAAUCAUCGAUCAACCUAUGUCUGUAUUAUUUUGAUUGAUACAUAAGAACUUCAGGUACUUGAUGAAAAUCAAUAACAUGACAUCUGGUUGCCUUCCAUGGCUCAAAAAUGUCUGUGGUUAUUCAAGCUCCCUUAUUAAUGAAGUUGCCAUCACUGGUUUUUGCUGGGUGGGACGGGGGAGAGGGUGGUAAGUUAGCAAUGAAAGACCUACUAACUGUAGUUAGUUUGUAAGACAUACCUCAAAGUACAAUGACCGAGGGGAAAAUAACUGUACAAAUCUCCAAGGAAACAGUAACAUAUGCUUUAGAUUUUCAAGUGACUAGGUCCUUUGAAAGAGUACUACAAGUAAUUCUAUUUGCAUGUCGACUGGAAUACUGUUACAGCAAUGUUUCCAUUUGUAUUUUCCAUUUGUGAUGAUAGUAAUGAGUCUUCCCAAAGCAAGUUUCUAUUCCAAAACUGUCUGACACAACAUGCAAAUUCAACACACUUCAAAAACAAAAAAACAUAAAGCGACCUGCGAGAAACUGCAAUGUUAUGCCAUUUUUCACUAGGACGUGUUGGGAUUCAUUUUUUCCUUCCAUUCAAGUUUUUUGCUUGUAAUGACAGUAAUGAGUCUAGUAAAGCUAGUCCUCUUGAAGCUACACCACAGAGAACUUCACAAAGUGUGACAAAUACAUCUUGUGAACUUAAUAGUUUUCUUGUAAGCUAACUGCUUAUGAUUUGCUCCAAAAUAUAUGCUUCACUGUUUCUCACGAGACGAGACUCUGUCUCAGUGGAAACAAGAUGAAAGGUGGUAACUUACAUAUACUGUUGUCGAGUGGUACUGUAGUUAUUGUUUCAGUUACACAGUAUAUCAAAACACUAGAAAUUUAGUUUCCCCUUAAGAUACGAUGUGUAUUAUGGCUUGUGUGGAAAAAAUGCUCUGUUUUAGUUUGAGGCUUCUUUUAGAAUCUGAUUUUACUUUUUAGAGAGUGACAGAAAGGGAAUUAUGAGCUUUCUUCACUUGCUGACUUACACCAGAUUGUUCUGUCAUAAUGACAUUAUUAUAUACAGUUGAACUAUUGACUUUUUUCUUGAAAAGAUAGUGGAUAUCAUUGUGUAUACAGGGUCACAUUGUCCUUUCUGAUAAAAUCACACCUCUUAACCUAUAAAUAAUUAAUAAAUAUAAUAUUAUAAUUAUUAUUAUAAUUAUUAUUAUAAUUACAACUUAAAAUAAUAAUAAUUUAAUAUUAUACUUACACUGAUUUGUAACAGUGUUUGUAAUAAUUAUGUAGGAAAACAGGAUAAUUUAUUGAUGCUGCUGUGGCAGUGGCACAGACUGAUAUAUUGAAAAUAUUAUAGAAGAAAACAAGCAAGAAGUUUUUGCAGUUUUACUGUUAGUAAUUUAUUUAUGUUGUUGAAAAACUUUGCAGCACGUUGGCAUGUUCACUACUGCAAUAGGUAUAUCUUGUUACCUUAAGGCUAUUUUUUUGACAACAGUAAGCUGAUAUUCAGUCAGUGGGAGGUGUUUCAAUAGAUGGCACACUCUGGUCCCUGAUACCAGAGUGCAUUUUGUCUCUAAGUAACUAAACAACUGAAUGUACAUGCCAUGAUGGCUUGACAACUUUUGGAGUACUUUUGAGCACUUCUGCUUUUCUUAUUCUGGUUAAAUAAAUUACUGUUAUUGCAAGUUAUGCAGUUACAAUUGAACACCAUUCAUAAGGACACACAAACUAUGCAUUGAAAGGAUGUCCAGAUUACGAGGGUUAAAGUGAGAGUUUAUAGCUUUUUUAACUAUUUAAAUAAUGCUUGUCACAAGAACUCAAGAGCUCAUUAUUUGGAGGUUUAACCUGAACUUAAAACAUGACUCUUGAUUAAAGGGAAAUAAAAAGGCAAGUAUGCUUGUAAACCUUU
Molecule: messenger RNA, 3907 nt
Organism: Orbicella faveolata
Lineage: Eukaryota; Metazoa; Cnidaria; Anthozoa; Scleractinia; Merulinidae
Product: glycoprotein-N-acetylgalactosamine 3-beta-galactosyltransferase 1-like
Cellular component (GO): membrane
Molecular function (GO): N-acetylgalactosaminide beta-1,3-galactosyltransferase activity
Source: RefSeq, a predicted model, not a curated record